CUCUCUUUCAUCCUCUCUUUUCCCCGUCAAAGAAUUAACCUUUGCUCACAACUCUCCAUCCAUACUCCUUAAAACAAGAAAAAGAAAUGCCUGCUGAUUCCGGCGACAGGAGUCAGGUUCCAGUUCCAGGAAUUAUGGCGUCGCACCCACCACCUAAACUGACCGAGCCACUUCCAUGUCCCAGGUGUGACUCAACCAACACCAAGUUCUGCUACUACAACAACUACAAUCUCUCUCAGCCUCGCUACUUCUGCAAGGCAUGCCGCCGUUACUGGACUCAAGGUGGAACUCUCCGUAAUGUGCCUGUUGGCGGUGGGACCCGCAAAGCUCCCAAACGAUCUCGAUGUUCUUCUGGUUCUUCUUCUGUUUCGGUUUCUUCUUCCUCGAGCGUGACCCAUGAAGCAGAGUCUGCUCCUAUGGUCGUUAACCCUAUCCCCGUUAUGCCUGGAAUUGGAAAUAAACCUGAAAUGGCUUUGACUGACGUGAAUUUUAACGAAACUGUGGACCUUCCCGUCAACGGAGGCUUCACAUCAUUCUUGAACUCCCAGGGAGAAGGGUACUUGACGCUUGGUGGAUACGGAUUCGGGGCCGGUUCAGGUUUUGAUGGGGUUUGGGCUUAUCCUGGUAAUGGUUAUCUUGGUGGGCCCGGUGGUGGAAGCAGUGGGAGCAACACAUGGCAAGCAGCAAGCGAUGUUGAAGGCAACGGAGGGUUAGUUGAUGGAGAGUGCUUUGGUUGGCCAGGUCUUGCAAUUUCUGCACCAGGGAAAGGUUUGAAGUGAGAGAAAAAACUCAACCAUUUCAAGAAA
Messenger RNA from Hibiscus syriacus, 806 nucleotides. RefSeq names its product dof zinc finger protein DOF1.6-like. NCBI's taxonomy places the organism in Eukaryota, Viridiplantae, Streptophyta, Magnoliopsida, Malvales, Malvaceae. Bases 87 to 779 code for a protein of 230 amino acids. Gene Ontology annotation, biological process: regulation of DNA-templated transcription. Gene Ontology annotation, molecular function: DNA binding; DNA-binding transcription factor activity. The record is from RefSeq and is a predicted model, not a curated record. The transcript has a single exon.